GGAGGAGAUAAUUUGGCACUGAAUUUAUAAUUCGUGUUGCUAUGUAUCUGCUGUUACAAAUGGAACCCAUUAAUGCUGUCCAUCGAUUAUUGCCUCGGGUUGGCACUUGGCACGCUGUUUCCGCCUGCAAUCAGCUGUACCCGUCUCGAUCGGCUUGCACGCAAUCCUGCCCAUCCUUCCUACAUAAAGCCCUGGCCUUCCGUGUCAUGCUUCACCGGAGCCUGUUGACACCCAACCCCGGCCACCACUUUGGAGACAUCACCAUGGGGGACACUGUCUCUGGCGCCGCCGACUACCGCGGCCAGCCCGCCUCCCGUGCCGCCACCGGCGGCUGGAAGUCUUCGAUUUUCGUCAUGGCAAUGGAGAUUGCGGAGAGGUUCGCGUACAAGGGCGUGGCGUCGAACCUGAUCCAGUACCUGACGGGGCCGCUGGGGCAGCCGAUGGCGCGCGCGGCGGCGUCCAUCGACGCGUGGAAGGGCGUCUCCCAGAUGCUGCCGCUGCCGCUCGCCUGCAUCGCCGACGCCUGGCUCGGCCGCUACCGCGCCAUCGUCCUCGCCUCCAUCCUCUUCAUCCUGAGCAUGGGCACGUUGUCUCUGUCGUCGGCGGUCCGCAUCUUCGGGGCCGGCGGGCACGUCGCCGUCUUCUACGUGGCGCUGUACCUGGUGGCGCUGGGCGAGGGCGCGCACAAGCCGUGCGCGCAGGCGUUCGCCGCCGACCAGUUCGACGACAAGGACCCCAAGGAGUCCGUGGCGCGGAGCUCCUUCUUCAACUGGUGGUACCUGGGCAUGUGCUCCGGCACCGCCGUCACCAUCAUGGUCUCCAGCUACGUCCAGGACAACGUCGGCUGGGGCCUCGGCUUCGGCAUCCCCUGCAUCGUCAUCGCCGUCUCCCUCGCCGUCUUCCUCCUGGGCACCCGCUCCUACCGCUACUACACCACCAAGGAGCCCAGCCCCGUCGCCCGCGUCGGCAAGGCGUUCUUCACAUUGAUCAAGAGCUGGAGAUCGAAACAUCGCACCAACCCGGCGAGCAGUGCCAAAGUCGAGGGCGGCGACAGCGCCGAGGAUCUCGUCGAGGAAGUGAAGAGCGUCUUCCGCCUGCUGCCAAUCUGGGCGUCCUGCAUAAUCUACGCCAUCAUCUUCUCCCAGACGUCGACGUUCUUCACCAAGCAGGCGGCGACGCUGGACCGGCGGAUCGGGCCCAGCUUCAAGGUGCCGCCCGCGGCGCUGCAGACGUUCAUCAGCAUCAGCAUCGUCGUCUUCAUCCCGGUGUACGACCGGCUCUUCGUCCCUUUGGCCCGGCGCUACACGGGGAGGCCGUCGGGGAUCACCAUGCUGCAGAGGGUCGGCGUCGGGCUGGCGCUCUCCCUGGCCGCCGUCGUCCUCUCUGCUCUCGUCGAGAUGAAGCGGCUCCGCGUCGCGUCUGCAGCCGGCCUCGUGAACACCCCGAAGACGCAGCUCCCGAUGACGCUGUGGUGGAUGGUCCCGCAGUACAUCCUCAUCGGCGUGUCCGACGUGUUCGCCAUGAUCGGGCUGCAGGAGUUCUUCUACGACCAGGUGCCCGACGCCGUGCGCAGCCUCGGGCUCGCGCUGUUCCUCAGCAUCUUCGGCGUCGGACACCUCCUCAGCAGCUUCCUCAUAUCGGUCAUCGACGGCGCCACCAAGAAGAACGGGGCCAGCUGGUUCUCCAACAACCUCAACAAGGCGCACCUCGACUACUUCUACUGGCUCCUCGCCGGGCUCUGCGCCGUGGAGCUCGUUGCCUUCUUGUUCUUCUCGCGACUUUAUGUCUACAAGAAAAAGGCCGGCGAUGGUGAUUACAGGGGAGAUGAUCCUGAUGCUAUCGUAGUGUGACCCUGAUGGUGAUUACAGUUCUUGUUACUCUCCCACUGCUUAAUUGGAGGGAGAUUUUGUCUCUUCACUCUUCAGGGAAGCACCACGCCUAGCCAGUGAGUGCAAAAUUUUCAGGUUGCUGUAGCGUACAUACAGAUACAAUACAACUGAGAUAGUACAAUGCCAUUUCAGCAUCCUAACGAUUUAGCUGUGCUAACCGUCAUAAAUUCCGGAAUUGGCCGUAUCUCUGGCCUCUUUUAGUUUUCACUGGAUACUAAAA
Brachypodium distachyon (stiff brome) is the source of this 2109-nucleotide messenger RNA. RefSeq names its product protein NRT1/ PTR FAMILY 5.10. The record is from RefSeq and is a predicted model, not a curated record. The transcript has 4 exons. Gene Ontology annotation, cellular component: membrane. Gene Ontology annotation, molecular function: tripeptide transmembrane transporter activity; dipeptide transmembrane transporter activity. Lineage: Eukaryota; Viridiplantae; Streptophyta; Magnoliopsida; Poales; Poaceae. The coding region runs from base 42 to 1850 and encodes 602 amino acids. Gene Ontology annotation, biological process: transmembrane transport; dipeptide transport.